CUUAACACUUUCCCGGAAUUCUGACCCAAUUGUUCUCUCUACCGAUACCAUGUUUCUUUCCCUGGCCUUUAUCCUCCUCGCUGCGGUUCCAGCCCUGUCGGCACCCGCAACCCCCUACCGCUACUAUCUAAAGUCCUCAACUGACCUCUUCAUCUCCUCCUCAAUGACCUUCAAUGGGAACACAAACUACGUCCUGCUGACCGACAAAGCCCUCGCGCAGCCGCUCACUCUCCACGACAGCGACGGGUCUAUAACCCUCGACACGUCCAACGUAAUCGGCGCAAGCUCGGAAGCCCCUGUUCUCCUCUCCAACGACAAAGGCAUAAGCGAUACCUACAAGCUGGUGGUUCUGGGCGACCAGAAGUCAGAGAAAUACACCAAGGGCUUCAGCAUUGAUAAGGAUAGCGGUGCGCUGUCAUUGGUCAAGGAAGGGUUUGGGGGAUUUGUUGCCUGCACCGCGGCGAAAGGGGUCAAGCAGGUUUAUUGGUAUAGUGAGGGGGAGGGCAGUGGCACUGUGCCGGUGAUAUGCGACGAGGUGUCUUUUCAGCGGCAGUGGAAUUUGAAUGGGACUGGCUCUGCUUAGGGGUUUGUUUGGGGGAACUCUGGAAUGCGGUUGAAGAGGUUAAACUGGAAGGAGUCGACGGUUCGACGCGCCCGGAUCCAACGGAGGAUCUGAGCGAGGCGCUAUCAGUGGUCUAGCUGGGCUUGUUGUUUUAUGUGGUUGCAUUGGUGGUGAAAGUUGUUCCUGGAUAGUCCGCGGGGCUGUCGAUCUCUUCUGCGAUCGGCAGGUUGGG
This is a messenger RNA of Aspergillus versicolor CBS 583.65, 794 nucleotides long. RefSeq lists its product as uncharacterized. Bases 50 to 583 code for a protein of 177 amino acids. The record is from RefSeq and is a predicted model, not a curated record. The transcript has 2 exons. Lineage: Eukaryota; Fungi; Ascomycota; Eurotiomycetes; Eurotiales; Aspergillaceae.